Cucurbita pepo subsp. pepo (vegetable marrow) is the source of this 1100-nucleotide messenger RNA. The record is from RefSeq and is a predicted model, not a curated record. NCBI's taxonomy places the organism in Eukaryota, Viridiplantae, Streptophyta, Magnoliopsida, Cucurbitales, Cucurbitaceae.
UCUGCCGCCCAUUACUCUCACUGCACUCUCAUACCCUUCAGCGCACCAACACAGCAAUGCCCAUUAGUUCCCAAGCUCUGGUUUUUGUCUUUGGCCUUUUAGGCAAUGUCAUCUCCUUUAUGGUCUUCCUAGCUCCACUGCCAACAUUUUACAAGAUAUACAAGAAGAAGUCGGCGGAAGGGUACCAGUCCUUGCCUUACGUGGUUGCACUGGUCAGUGCCAUGCUUUGGAUUUACUAUGCUCUUCUCAAAACCAACGCCACCUUUCUUAUUACCAUCAACUCCUUUGGCUGUCUCAUUGAGACCCUUUACAUCUUCCUCUUUAUAUUUUACGCUCCAACAAAGUUAAGGUUCCAAACGGCGAGGCUGCUAGUGCUGUUGAAUGUGUUGGGGUUCGGGGUGAUGCUGGCUUUGACUCUUGUGUUAGCCAAAGGAGAGAGGCGUCUUAAAGUUCUUGGGUGGAUAUGUUUGGUGUUUAAUCUCACCGUCUUUGCUGCACCCCUUUUCAUCAUGGGGAAAGUGAUAAAGACCAAGAGCGUGGAGUACAUGCCGUUCGCGCUAUCAUUCUUUCUCACUCUGAAUGCAGUGAUGUGGUUCUUUUAUGGCCUUCUUCUCAAAGACUAUUACAUAGCGCUACCGAACGUGGUCGGGUUCGUGUUCGGUAUAAUUCAGAUGAUCCUGUUCAUGAUAUUCAAGAAUGCGAAGAAAAGCAUCCCAAUAAAAGAAGAGCCAAAGCCACAGCUUCACCAACUGUCAGAACAAAUAAUGGACGUCGUAAAACUUGGGACUAUGGUUUGCACUGAACUAAGCCCCGUCGCCGUUCUUCAGCCAAACAUGGAGGUGGUGGUGGAAGCCGUCAUCGACAAUAUCCAAAACAAGCAACAGCUAAUUAAAUAACUAGCUACUAGUGUGUACUCUGAAUUGUUUGUGGUUUUGGAAGGCUAAGUAGUGAGUUAGUUUUUGCUUAAUCAGUAUAAUUAGUGUAGUAAACAAUAUCGUCGUGUCGGUGGCAGUAAGCCACAAGAGCGAGCUUUGAUUAAGCCCGAUGAUGUUGUUUGUAAUCAUAUCUCUGACUUAUAUAUAUUUCUCUUUGACCACGCA